AAUGAAUCAUCAACAUAAUAUAUUCAGUGACAUUUUGAUACCAAAAAAGGAAAAAAAAAAUAUCCUUAGCAAUACAAUCCCGAUCAUGUCCGGAAUUAGAGAUACGUGGAAUACAGGUCGCCGCACAGAGCAGCAAGAAUCGCAAAACAACCCGUUGCGGUCUAGCGGAGACACAGAGGGUGGCAUGCAGGGCAUGCAUGGCUCCCAAGGAAUUGGCCAGAGCGAAUUGGGUUCAUCUAAUACCUACGGCACCCAGUCAACUCAGGGCUACGGUGCUGGUGAGGAGCAGCAGUAUGGCCAACACAAAAUGGGCCGCAGCAGCCAGCCGAUGUCUUCUGGAAUGGGACAAGGCCAGGAGGGAAUCCACAACUUGGGAGCACAGGGCAUGGGCAGUGAGCAUCUAGGGAACCAGGGAAUAGGAAGCGAGGGAAUGCGGUCCGAAAACUGGCAGGAUCAGCCUGGUGAAAGCCCGGGAAGAAAACGUGGCUCGCAGUCCUCAGAGGCUUCCGACAUAAGCUCAGCAUCCCAGGAGUCCCACGACGAUAAGUCAGGUGCUAGUGGCCUUUUGGAAAAGGCCAAGGAUAAGUUGUCCGGGGUCCGCUAAAGGGAAUUUAUUGGAUAUGUUGGGAAAUAAAAAGCAUUCGCAAAUUGGAUAGUGGUGGCGAUAUUGUUCGAUUUUUGUUCGUUCCUGAUCAUGUCAAUAAAACGAGAAACAGGGUGAUCUAUAUUUUCACACCUCCAAAAAAGAUAAUAAUAAUAAUGAAAAAAAAAAAAAA
Molecule: messenger RNA, 776 nt
Organism: Histoplasma capsulatum G186AR
Lineage: Eukaryota; Fungi; Ascomycota; Eurotiomycetes; Onygenales; Ajellomycetaceae
Exons: 2
Coding region: 2-604 (200 amino acids)
Source: RefSeq, a predicted model, not a curated record